Actinia tenebrosa (Australian red waratah sea anemone) is the source of this 5342-nucleotide messenger RNA. RefSeq lists its product as uncharacterized. Gene Ontology annotation, biological process: chromatin remodeling. Gene Ontology annotation, molecular function: protein binding. Lineage: Eukaryota; Metazoa; Cnidaria; Anthozoa; Actiniaria; Actiniidae. Gene Ontology annotation, cellular component: CERF complex. The record is from RefSeq and is a predicted model, not a curated record.
GCUAAGCCAUCUGUUUUCAUGGCCUGUCAUGGAGGGUAUUUGUCCUUUCUCAUUAUUCUUUUUUUUCGGUUAAUCGGAACUUAGUCUAGCCAAACUAGGGUCGGAACCUUUAACUACGAUCUUUAUCCAUGUCUUUAGAUAUUCGUUCAUGGUGGGAAGUGCCUAGUAUUGCACAUUUUUGCUCACUAUUCCGGACGGCAUUUGGACUUACAGAUUUUGAAAUUGAGGAUUUGGAAGAGGCAUUGUUGUCCGAUGGGUCGAUCGACGGGAGUCUUAACACGUUUUUAGGAGACCUCCACGCUCGACUUUUGAGAGGUCUGUUUGAGACCAAAGACAUACACGCUGAUAACUUUGAGCCGUUUUUAUCACAGAUUUUAAAAAUUCGCUGGGAAGACGAACUUGGGAAGGAAAACCCUCUCAAAGACAAAGAAUAUAGCAAACUUUCAGUUCAACAAAAAGUAAAGAUCCUACACGAUCUUUGUGACUUCCGUCUUGACGUUGCUGACGUCCCAGAGUUACUAAAAGGCUUGGACGCUGAUAGCUUACGUGUAGAACCUCUUGGCAGAGACGCAAAGGGUAGCAUCUAUUGGUACUUCUACGGUACUCGGCUUUAUAAAGAGGUUCCCGUGUUAACCCAAGAAGAGAAGGAGAAAAGAAAACUAGAAAAGAAAAAGAAAAAACUUGCAGCAAAAAAGAAGAAAAGAAAGAAGAAGAAAGUGAAGGCAAAACGAAAGAAAAGGAAAGCAAACUCUUCGGAUUCUGAAUCUGACUUUAUUACAAGUUCUAGCAGUGAAGAUAUUACUAGUGACGAAGACGACGAUAUUGAUAGUGAAUCUGAAGAAGAAAGUUCUAGCAACGCAGGUUGGUCUCUUGUGUGUUCUCUCGCUUCCGAAUGGGAAGAACUGGCUGAAUCAUUCAAGAAAUCCAAGAAUCGUGAUGAAAAGCUUCUAUAUCAAACCCUUUCAGAGGACUUUGUCCCUGAAAUUGGGAAAAUGAUAGAAGCAAAGGAAAAAGCAUAUCAGAAGAAACUAUUAGAACUAGCACCAAGACGAGCAUCUACAAGAAUAGCAAUCAAAAUGAGUAUGAGAGAAGACGAUGAAAGAGAAGAAGAGGAAGAGAAGGUGAACGAAAGGGAAAGACUAGCCGAAGAAAAGAGAAUAGAACAGGAAGAAAAACAGAAGGAAAAGGAAAGAUUGGCUGAAAAACGGCAACAAGAGCGUGCUGAGCGAGCACGAUUAAGAGAAGAAAGACAAUGGAUGAGAAUGAACGGUGAAAUCCCCCCAGAACUGAUGCCAGGCAUUAAUGGCCAGGAUGAAUCUAGCAAUGAAGGAGAAACCAAUAGAAGAGAGAGAGUUGCUGAAUUUGAUGGUGAUGAUGAUAGAGAUGAAGAUUUAUAUACGGGAAUGUACAAAGUUCUUGAUUACCUCAAAAAGCACAAUAACGCAUGGCCGUUUCUUGAGCCAGUUGAUGAGUCCUAUGCUCCUCAAUACCAUGAGAUAAUAGAGCAUCCAAUGGAUUUAUCAACUAUUGAAGAGAAGCUGGACAAAGGAGAAUACAAGACUCUAGAUGAGUUUCAAAAUGACAUGCAGCUGAUGUUUGAUAAUUGUGACGAGUAUAACGGACCAGACAGCAUGUACACAAAGAUGGCCAACACUCUAAAAGCAGCUUUUGAACGUCAAAUCAAGAAACAUUUUCCAGAAGACGAGGACAAUAGUGAUGAGGAUUAUGAAGAAGAGCUCCGCAAGGGAAGAAAAAAAGAACGGGAAAAAGAGAACAAGUUUAAACCCAGAAGAACUGAAUUUUCAAUUGAUGACUUUGUUGGUAACAAGGUGGACACACAGUCACCAAACAAGACAAUGGGCUCAAUGCCGUUCCCGUUUAUGAAUGAAAUGGGUAUGAACAGAAUGCCUAACCCCAUGAUGGCUGGGCGUCGCCCACAGGACUACCAGUUUCCUCAAGGGGUAGCACCAGGAUAUGGUCCUGAUGGACGACCAAUGUACCCUCCACAGUUUUAUCAAAAUUAUUAUAACGCAGCAAUAGCACGGUUCAACCUCCCUCAGCAGCAUCAGUUUAAUCAAUACCAAUACCAACCCCCUCCCCUGACAAGAGCACCGAUGGCUGACACACAAGGGAUGAGUUACUCGCAGCAGGGUAUAUCAAGUCACAUGAGGUUUCAAGGACCAUCUCCUAAUGGCAUGACUGCCCCUGGGUUACCAAGGAUGCAGGGCCCAACCAGGAUGGGGCUUCCCCCUGGUACGCAAGCAGGCCCUGGAGCUGUGCCACCAAGACCUAAUAUACAGGGACAUCAAACAAGACCACAGAUGAUACCCGAAUCAUCUAGAACACCAAUGUCAAGUCAAUCCUCAUCCCCAACACAUCAAGGGCAGUCUUCUACAUUACAACCUGAACAACGUCGGUACCCAGAUCAGUUUGGACCCAAUCCUGCAGGGAUGUCCAAUCGACCAGAUCAGUAUCGUAUGCCAAUCACCCCUAAUCAUCCAGGCGCAGCACAAAAUCAAUUCCCUGGUUUUCCAGGAAUGAAUGGUCCUCCAAGGCUACAGAGAGCACAGAUGGAUCAAAUGGGUCAGCGACGAAUGGGAGACUUUGGCCCAAACAUGCAACGUAGUUAUGGCGUAAGGCCUCCAGGUGCCCAGCUACCACCAGGAUUUAUGCCCAGUGCUCAGGGCCCUCCUAGGUCACAAGCAGCACCUACAUCAUCAGUGCCCUCAUCGACAGAGACAUCCAUUUCUGCAGUAGCUUCGCCUGCGAGUGAAACUGAAGGAAAAAAUAAAAAAACAACUGAAGAUGAAUCAAAAAGUUCACCAUUACCAAACAUAAUACCUCCUAUAUCAACUUCAGCUCAACCAACCCCAACAUUAGUAACAACAGAGAAAGAUAAGAGAGAACCAGAACAAGCCAUCCCAAUGUCAAGACCACAGUCUUUUGGACAGCCGUUCCCUCCACAACCCUACUGUGGAAGACCCAUGGCACCUUAUCCACAGGGUCUGCCUCAUAGAUUCCCUUUAAUGCCCCAAGAACGACACGCUAGUGUAAUAAUGGCCCCUGGUGGACCUCCGACAUUAACCAAUAAAAAUAAACCAAUUGAAACUGUACAGCCCAAUAAAGAUAAACCAAAGGAUACAGAUGAACAAAACAAUUCAAAACCAAAACGAGAGACAGUCAAAAAACUCAGCCAAUCAGAUUCAAGGUCACAGAACACACCCACCCCACCAAAUGUGGUCACUAACGAAACAAGGGACCAGACUUCUAAACCUAAAGGCGUUGGGCUGUCAAUAAGUCAGAUAUUAGGUACCUCCCCUAGGGACACCUCAGCAGACUCGCCGCGAUCAUCCGAGAAUAAACCUCCUGUGAUAACAGCAUCGAGACGAUCCCCACCACCCUUAGUAUCUGAUCGAAAACGUCUAGAGGAUAUAAAAGGUAAAAGUGAUUCUAAUCGAUCGUCCCCUGCUGUAGAAUCACCCAGACAAUCGCAAGGCAGUAAUCAGGAAUGUCCUCCCGGGUACAAGAGCUGGCCCCUUGAACAAGGUCCUUCACAAGCAUCACCAAGACAAGGCAGCCCUAAUGUUGGAUCUGGACGUCCAAGGGGCUUCCUUGAAGAGCUAUUUAAUGGAAAGCCACCCAUAUCUAAGGACGUAGAAUUGGCUGCAAACCCGCUGAGUCAAGGAAGCCAGAGUUUACCAUUCACGUCCCUCUUAAAGGAAAUAGCUCCAUCUCGAGAGAGCCCCGUCAAGAAAGGUCCCUUUGAGUCCCAAGGUACUCGAGCAGGACUCGCCCUUAGUGGGAUGAAUCAAGCACACGAAGAUUUCAUGACUAGAAACUACUUAAGAGAUCGAAGUGAAGCUCAGAUAUAUGGGUCAUUUGCCAAACAGAUGAACCCUUACAGCAUGUACCAAGGCAAAAUGGGACCUGAGUCUAUGCCCACUUUAGCGUUUAGGUCCCAAGGUCAGGAGAUGGCGGGUAUAGAACGACAGCGAGCUUUACAGAUGACGGGCAAGAGAGCUCCCGAUAGUCAGUUCGUUGAUUUAGAUGCCAUGCAAUACAGAGAACAGCCAGGGUACCCCUCACGGGAACAGUUGUACCUGUUAGAACAACGUCGACAACAGGAACGGAUAGCGUCAACUCGAAGCUCUGUGAUUGGUGGUGAUGGUAUGCACGUGAUGGGCUACCCUAGCAACGUGAUGCUACAUCAACAGCAACAACAGCAACAGCUUUUACAGGCCAUGUAUGGAAAUCGUAUGCGAAAUGGAGACUUUCCUAAUUCCAUGUCAGAAGAUGUGACGCCAUCCAAGAUUCCGCGAUUCAGUUAACAUCAAGUUGACAUCCCUUUGAUACCAAGACGUCAAUCAUAGAUAUAUUUAUUAUCGAGAAAGCAUCUUUUUGUCUUAUUAUUCUAAUAGUUAACAAAUAUAUUGACAUUAUUAAAUCUAUCUGUAACGUGAUAUGACAAUAUAUCUUCGUUUACCAAUGUUAAAUCUUGCUACUUCAACGUAGAUCGUUUGUAUCAGUUGUCUUUUGGAUGUUCAGGGAGAUUUUUAGCUUCGUCAAAUUUUUUCAACAAAUUUUAUUAGCAUAACCCCCGAUUUUUCAAAUCUUGAUUAGUGUUUUCACCGGAAGAUUUUCUCGUUUCUCAUAAAUUUGAUAAAAUAAGCUUUUCCCCCUCAUUUUACCUCUUUUCUUUGGUUACCGUUUUACAUUUUCUUACGUGAAAACGAACGGAUUUUGUGUGCGAGAAACGUUUCCUGGUAUGUUGCGCUUAAGUAUGGUGAUGAAAACAAUUGGGUUUUGUUGUCUCGUGAUUGGCUGAGAGGCAAACCACUUCACUCUCACCAUUACACAGGUAAGGUUUUCUUGCUUUGCGUUUGGCUAAAAGAUGAAACCAUUUAAGUGUAGCUAUAGCACAUAUAGGGUUUUCUUGGUCUGAUUGCAUAAAGGAAACCAUUCAAAUGUCACUUAUGCACGUGGCUUUUUAAUUGGUUGGAAGAGAAAGCCAUCUGAGUGUCAUACCAUACGUUUCUCACGAACAAAAUCCGUUUAACUGAAGAAUAAACUAACGAUUCUGAGCUAAUAAAAUUGGCGUUCAAGUUGUUCUUGAACCAGUUCUCUGACUUUUUCUACAUUCAUACAGAAUAAUUAUUUGAUAAAUAAUCCUUUUUGAUAUUUAUUUUCUAUCUUUUUAACGUAUUUAUAAACGGUAUAACUGGCCUGCAAGUGCAUUACGCUAUUGCCGUUGCAAACUGUAAGAAGAGUAUAUGAAACCUUGUAAACAAAACAAACUAGCAAAUCGAUUUUAUUAAUAAAACAAACUGGAAAGUGAUAAAGUG